This is a messenger RNA of Sebastes umbrosus (honeycomb rockfish), 5213 nucleotides long. It is a transcript of the gene phactr4a, whose product is annotated as phosphatase and actin regulator 4a. The record is from RefSeq and is a predicted model, not a curated record. NCBI's taxonomy places the organism in Eukaryota, Metazoa, Chordata, Actinopteri, Perciformes, Sebastidae. The transcript is spliced from 16 exons. Gene Ontology annotation, biological process: neural crest cell migration; actin cytoskeleton organization. Gene Ontology annotation, molecular function: actin binding. Bases 646 to 4071 code for a protein of 1141 amino acids.
CUUUAGACAGCGUUAAGUGUUAACAAACACUUGAAUACAACAUUCAUCCGCUCUCUUGGCACUCCGUGUAACACUCAGACGAUUCUUGGGUGUUUUGUUUUAUCCAGAAAAUUACUUUAGUGACUUUAUUUGGGUAGUUUAGUGAAGCUAGUUCCGCCUUGCUAGUUAUCCCAACGGCCUAUGAAAGGAGGCUAGGACACGGGUCUUGGGAUAUGGUGGUAUAGCGCAUGUGCAGUGUAACUCAAGCUGCGGUCCUGUGUUUUGAUUGGCUGAGUGCAGACCAGAUUCUACUGCGCAUGUGUGGUACCCCUAAUAUAUGACGUAUUGAUGACGCGUGUCCUAGCCUCCUUCUAUAGGCCUUGGUUCUCCCUGUGAUGGACAGCAGCGACAAGUGUCAGAAGUAAUCAGGGACAACUACAGACAACUACAGACGGGGACAAAACACGUCUCCUGUCUUCUGGAUACACUUCCUCACAAGUUAACCGGUUACUUUGAAAAGGGGUGCCAUUUUACUGCUAAGUUUUCCCGCUUGGAACGAGAAGUCGCAGCCAAAACUGCACGGACAGCGUUUCCGGGGAAGAUCUUAUCAACCGAUCGAUGAUCUUCAGUAGAAGAGCUGCUGACUGCUGAGUUCUGGACACUGUGAUGGAAAAUCCUGACGAUGAGGUCGACCUGCAACACAGCACAACAGGGGGCGAAGAAGGAAACUCUGGUGGUGGAUCACCUCCAACCAAACGCAAAGGCAAGUUCUCCAAAAUGGGAAGGAUCUUCAAGCCCUGGAAAUGGAGAAAGAAGAAGCCAAGUGAGAAGUUCACUGAAACAUCGAUAGCCUUGGAAAGAAGGAUUUCUGUUAGAAAAAGUCGUCAAGAGCUGGUUGCCAGAGGGGUUUUAAAGGAUAUCUCAGAGAACGAGAGCAAUGAUGUUAACCACUCCAAAGCGCCACCAGUGAAAAAUGGGCACCCUGUACCAAUGGACGUGGACAGGAUGUCGGAACCAGCGGGGCGAGUGUCUCGAGGGGAAUCUGACAUCAAGGUGAAUCCCGCCAGGCUGCCCUUAGUGGAGGAACGUCGUGGCAGAGCGGCGUCCGAUGCCUCCCGAAGUAACCGUGCACCUCUGGAUGUGGACUCUCACGCACGGCUUUCUGUGGAGGUAGACAAACGAUUCCGACUGCCGUCAGAUGUUGAUAAGAGAGGAGGGUCGCUACCCCGAGGACCUCCACAAGAUGAUAAAUACCGCAGAGAAGAGAGGAGAGAUGGAAAAGAUGACAGGGAGGACAGGGGGAGGAAGAACAGAGAAGACAUGGAAAGAAGGGACGGGCGAGAGGAAAAGGAAAGGGAUGGGGGAGUCGACCGGAGAGAAAGGCGAGAAUGGAGAGAUGACAGAGAGAAGAGAGAUGAAAGAACAGAUAGAGACAAUAGGGAAAGGAAAGAUCAUGAGGAGAGGGAAAGGAAGGAUCGGGACGAGAGGGAGCGCAAAGAUCGCGACGAGAAAGAACGGGGAGAUCGUGAUGAGAAAGAGCGCAGAGAUCGUGAUGAGAAAGAGCGCAGAGAUCGUGAUGCGAGAGAGAGCAGAGAGAACAGAGAUCGCGAUGAGAAGGAGCGCAGAGAUCGUGACACGAGAGAGAGCAGAGAUCGCGAUGAGAAAGAGCGCAGAGAUCGCGAUGCGAGAGAGAGCAGAGAUCGCGAUGAGAAGGAGCGCAGAGAUCGCGACGUGAGAGAGAGCAGAGAUCGCGACGAGAGAGAGAGCAGAGAUCGCGAUGCGAGAGAGAGCAGAGAUCGCGACGAGAGAGAGCGCAGAGAUAGGGAUGAGAGGAGAGACAGGGAGGAUAAGGAACGCAGGGAGCGUGAUGAUAGAGAAAGGAGGGACGACAGGGACAAAGACAAGGAUCGGCGGCCGGAGAGGGAAAGGAGAGAUGAAGACAGGGAGAGGAAAGACGUGCGAGGAGAAAGAGAUGACAGAGAUAGGAGAGAUGACCGAGACCGGCGAGAAGACAGAGAUAGGAGGGAGGAUAGGGACAGACGGGAUGACUGGGCCAAGAGGAAUGAAAGAGAGCGACGGGAUGAGAAGGAGAGGAGAGAAAAGCCAGAGCCUGUCAGGCCUGUCUCUGAGAUGGACCUGCGGCCUCCUCUACAGAAAAGCUCCUCAGAGGAAAACAAGAGGUUUCGCCCGGCCUCCGAGGCCGACAAGAGGACCACCCUGCCCAGAUAUAGCCCGGCUCCAGAGUUCAGAGAACGCUCAGAGUCCGCUGCUGUCCGCUUCGCCCCUGACCCUCGUCCAGCACAAGACUCUCAGCAGGAACCUCCCCCACCCAGACAAGCUCUGCUUCCCCCUAAAUUUCUCACUGAGUCCGGCAGGAGUCCAACCCCCUCCUCUUCUUCAUCCUCAUCCUCCUCCUCCUCUUCCUCCUCAUCCUCUCCUGCUGUAUCUGUUGCCAAGCCCCCAAGGACAGUCUCCCUAAUAGUUGAGGACCUACCUCGAUCCCCGCUCCUCCCUUCCUCAGCUGACUCUGACAUGCCGCCCCCUGUCCCUCCCCACGCCAAGCAGCCUCCCGUCCCUCCACCCAAACCCACCAACCGCAUCAGCAACCCUGCAAUACUUGCUUCCUCAUUGAACAGGGGCUCUAAGGUCAGGCAGCCCUGUUACUGGACCAGCUGGAGACGCCAGAGCGAGCUCGGCCUCUACCUCUCUCUACCUGUGUACCUGCGGCACAGAGCUGUCCAGACCUGCUCAGCUGAGCUCUCACAGCCUGGCAGUGGUGUCAUCAUAGUGCCAGCACCCGCUAGACGCUCGCCACCGACGCCACCAAAGAGGAUGACCCCGGUCACAAAGCGCCAUUCCGUGGACCCUUCCAGUCAGGACCCAGAGUCUCCCACCGCUGACCCAGCUUCCGCCCCUGUACCGACGCCCCCUGCUGUCCUUAAAUUAGAUAGCAAUGAGGACAAGACAAAUGCAGCAGCUCCUCAGAUCUCCAUUGAGUCUCUGCCUUCGCCGCCGUCCCACAUACCUCCAUCUCCUCCCAGGGUUCAGUCACUCCUGCCACCCAGCACCACCUCCUCCUCCUCCUCAUCCUCCUCUUCCGGUCCCGUGCCCACUGUGCAAACCGAUCCCCCCAGCCCGACCACCGAGCCUCCCAGCCAGCCUCCGGCCAUCCCCCUACACAUCCUCAUCCAGAGAGCUCUGGCCAGCCCAAGUCCAGCUCAGGCCAAGCCAGACGGCUCCCAGAGGGCCCACUCACUACUGUUUGAGUCUCCCCCAGAUUUCCUCACUGAGGCUGGGGGUAACUCGCGUAACUCUUGCCCCAUCACCAUCGAACCUCUCAGGCUGCCAGAAGACGAUGACUUUGACAUGGAGGAGGAGAUGCGGAAGCUUCAUCCUCCGAGGCCUCCUCGCCAGCCGGAGCUGGAGCCGCGCAGCAGAAGGGUUUUGGUUGGAGACCUCAGAGUGAGUGUUAUCCCCGAGGACGGAGGCCCCGGGGACAGUGAGGAGGAAUCUGACUCUGACGGCCCCAUCCUGUACAGAGACGACGACGAUGACGACGACGACGAGGAAGGCCCACCAAGUGGGCUGGCGAGUCGUGUGAGGAGGAAGGACACGUUGGCGCUGAAGCUGGAGAGAGAAAGGGAGAGAGAGGAAAGGGACGAUCAGGAGAACCACGACAUGAGUUGGCAGAACAGGGAGCAGUGGAUGGCAGUGAGGAACAAGAUCAGCUCGGCACUGACACGGCGGCUGAGUCAGAGACCAUCAGCAGAUGAGCUGGAGCAGAGGAACAUCCUUCAAGCCAAGAAUGAAGAUGAUCGACGAUUAGAGAGAUCUGAGAUCAAACGGAGGCUCACGAGAAAGCUGUCCCAGAGACCCACGGUGGCUGAACUCCAGGAGAGGAAGAUCCUGCGUUUCCAAGAGUACGUCGAGAGCACGCACUCCCACGAUUAUGACCGGCGAGCAGAUAAACCAUGGACCAAGCUCACUCCUGCUGACAAGGCCGCCAUCCGCAAGGAGCUCAAUGAAUUCAAGAGCUCAGAGAUGGAAGUUCACGAAGAAAGCAGGAUCUAUACCAGGUUCCAUCGUCCUUAGCUGUCCAUGCUGACCAGUAAAGCACUUCUUAGACUGGGAGUAGUGAGGAGUUAACCCUCUCCUCACUUUGAACAGAACAUGUGGCCCUUUUUGGUCCGUUUUUUUACUGACUGCCUGCUUAACCUGCUUCAGCUGGAGACACUACUGUCGCUGAUAACUGGAACCAAAGCGAAAGAAGCCACAAAUCGACCCCACGGGGGUGAUUCUCAGACGUACUCCAGGUCUUAGACUGUGGGAUCGAGGACAGGAGGAGUUUGUCGGUGCGUCCGUGACGGAGGUGCCGCGUGCCAACACUGAAAGAGUCUGCUGGGGGCUCAGAAAGAGUUAGAUUGAACUGAAAGGAUAACUGUCGGAGGGUUAUCACACUCUCCCCAUGCCUUUACCUGCCUUCAUGUUCCAUUUCCUCCAUUCCUUCCAGACUAUGCACAUAAAGAGAUCACUAUUAACACUGUUGACGGUACCGACAAACCGAUCUGAACUUUAUAUAUAUAGGUACUACAAACGUCUACCCAGAGGUGCCACACAGCACCAGCCUUACUCCUUCACAUGUAAUUUAAAGGUUCAGAUGAAAUGUGAAAGACUUCCCGUACAGCCGCGUGCUUCUUAUUUAAAACUCAGUCGUAGCUCUAUUUGAAUCAAAAAGUUUGAGCUCUGUGUGUGUAGACCCUCAGAGUGCCGAUUCCCACCUAAUAUCUGAAUUUAAAAAGUGUGCAUUUUACUGUAUUUUGUUGAUCACAUAAAUGAUUCUCAUGGAGCACGUUAUCACUAGAUUAUUUUCUAAUAAGGCACUUUAUGUUCCUUAAUUGGGUGUGUAGAAAAUUCAAAUGUUUCUGUUUAUAAUUGAAUUAUUAAAGCAGGAAAAUGUACAUAUUUUUAUUUUCCUGGCUGUUUUAUGGUACUUUAUAUAUGCGAGUCCAUAGUUGGCUGCAAUUGUAUAGAUCAAUUAUGUAGAUGCGAUUGACUUUAUAUUGUACAUCCACAGUAAUGCUUUUAAUUGUAAAGUAUUUCUCAAACGUUAUUUCCAAGUAGUAAUAGUACAAAAAUGUUUCUUUUUUUUUUGAUACAGAGAAAUUUAAAACGUUUUUGCAAAGCACACUAUAAAUCCACUCAGAAAUUAAAACAACCUGUGAUUUUCAUUUCAA